AUGAACAGUGAUACAUCGUCUUCAGCAACUUCACAAUACCAUGCUCAAUUAUACUCUGGACAGAAGCAAUUGCAAAAGCGGCACCAGUUACAGCAAGAGCAAAAGAAGCAGCUGUCUCUACCGCCUCAACAUCCAGCAAAACCAACAUCUCUCAAUUACAAAGUUCUAUCAUUUGAUGCACCCAACUUGUAUCAUACCUCGCUCAAAUUAACAACUGAAAUUGAUAUUCAUGCAUGGUGGGCUUCCUUGGUCAAGAUAUUCUCUGGCACAUCAUUCCAUGCUACUCGCAUUGCGCUCAGUAUCCCUCAAGAUCCAAACGACCCUUAUGCUGGUCCUUGGGGAUUGAAGGCAGUAUACAACAAGACAGGAUCCAUCAGCCGAGAACCAGAUCGUGUCGACACCAACAGCAAUGAAGAUCUAUAUUCAGGCACUGAUGAUACCAGAGAGGAUGAAACACAGUUUGACUAUUUCCUCCACAGUCACAGUGUACAUGAAACUUGCCCUCGACAUGUACCAUGGUGCUUUGAUCGUUUACAGCCAUUUGAAUCAGAACCUGAACCAUUGAUCAACAAUCCCAGCGUAUCUCGAAUUUUGAAGCGAAAUGCUCCUGUUGUUUUGUCCAGAGAAUAUAGAAGAAGAUCAUCAAACAGACAGUUUGGAACCGAGGAUUUGGGGCUAGAAAUCUUUAAAAGAGCAUUGAUGGAAGGAGACAAAUCUCGCUUAAAGUCGAAUUGGAGUUUACCCAUUAUUACCACACCUUGUUUUUCAAAAGAUGAAUCAUCAGAAAUUUUAGUGGAUGGCUCCAACAUUGAAAACGACGAUAAUAGCAGUAGUCAGCAUGACUCAAACAGCCACAAUGAACAUUCCAGCAGUGCAAAUACACCAUCUGCUAAUGCCACUUCAACCUUUUUGCAAGAUUUUGAUGAAUACGAGCAGCAGCAGCCAUCACCUUGGUCUCAAUCGCCUGCACCGUCACCUGCUAUCAUGGAUCCAGAAAUCAAUCCCUUUUUCCAGUCUCCUCCUGACAUUGACGAUGAAGCUUUCAAUCCCGUUUCACCCGAAUCUUACGACAAUCCCUCGAUUCCGUUUCCUCCUCCUAUAUCGAAUGUGCAUUCGAUCAUCCAUGUACCUUUAUUCCAUCCCUCUGACGUAAUUGAACCGACGCACCCUAAUACCAACUCCAUUAAUACAACUACUACUACAACACCUAAUGCAACCCUUUUUAAUAGCACCAGCACCACUAAUACGCAUGCCAACCAUCGAAGUCAGCAAAGCCAUCCUACACCCAUUGCCAUCUUGUCUUUCCUGGCGCCCAUUGUACCUUAUCCUCCCGUCCUGCUGUCUAGCAUUGCAUCUCUAUCACCCUUUAUUGCCGCUAGUUUCACCAAUGCCAAUGAAAAUGCUCAGUACAGAAAGCAAGGCCAGUUCUACAACAAUCGACGUAGCAACAAGCAAUCCAGCAGCGACGCAAAUAGACCCAAAAACUAUAGAAGAAGAUCAGCUAGAUCGCAAAAGAAACAAGAGUCGCAUUCUGAAGAUUCUGAUUCCAACAACGAAGCAGACUAUGAUGAUUUCUACAAGAGACAGCAGCAGAUGGCUGAUUCCACCACCACAACACCCACUGCUGCCUACAACCAUGACAAGAGGCCAGAUCAUUUGGGCUCCAUGUCCAACUUUACACGAAGCUCUCUUGAGACAGUGACCGAGCCCUUUGGCACACCAAGUGCACCCUGCACUCCCAACCAUCUUCAAGAACGCGAGCAGCCGCAACACAUCACCACUACCACAAACACAACGACGACAACCGAUUUCUCCUCGCCAUCUUCAUAUGACUCUACAUUCUCGGCUCAUGCAGAUGUCUUACAUAAAGGUGGUUUGUUAUUAGACGGAAACGAUGAACAGGCGGCCCACCAUGACAUAAUGGUACCGCCUGCCAGUCAACAACGAAAGCGAUCCUCUCAGACUUCUAUAGCGACUACAGAAUCAACAUGCUCCACAGCCAUCUCCAAGGAAAGACGGCAAUCCUCCAGUAAUCGAUCCUUCAAGGCACUGUCCCCUUCUUCUAUCGCUGUGAUGGAGGGUUGGGGUGCUGUGUCUCCCACAACAGGCCUCCCUAUCUCUGCCUCCAUUCCACCGCAUAACAUGUGCAGUGAUAAGAACUGUCUCAAGCAUCAAAAGAUCAAGGUUAAAAACGACUCAUUUUUGGACACAGAGGAUGAAGACGAGGGCGAUGAUGAUGAUGAUGAUGAAAUAUUUGCCAAAACAACAGAAACAGAUGACAGCUACAUGCACCAGCAUGACUUGGAUGACAAUGACUCGAUAGACGAUAUCAGCGCCAGCCUGUCCACGUCCAUCAACAAUCUCUCAAGUAUACCUGCUCAGCAUGCCACAAAGCCAAAAUCUGUGGUUUACAGACAACGAAAGAAGGCCAGACGAAGAUCCAGAUAUAAGCGGCAAAACAGUAAUGGCAGUCGAAAGCAGUACGACGAUGAUGGAUUUCACUAUCACCAGACACGCAGCACCAGCCAUCACCAUCGCAACACUGGUGUAGAUCGGUUCCUGGUAGCACCCAAGUCUAGCUUACUGCGUCUCAUCAUUGAUGGCAUCCCUAUUCAUGUCUUUACCUGCUCUACCGCAUCUGGCCAAGUAACGUGGGUCAAUAAUCGCAUGCUUCAAUAUACUGGCAGGUCCCUCAAAGACCAUCUCGGUCCCAAAUGGCUAUCUCAUAUGCAUCCUGAUGAUCAGCCCGAGUGCAAAAAGGCGUGGGAGCUGGCUUACGAACAAGGCAAUGGGUUCGCCGGUGAAUACCGUUUAAAGCGGUUUGACGGAGUCUACAGAUGCUUCCUAUGGCGCAUUGUGCCGCUAAGAGAUUUAAAGGGUAAAAUUAUGCACUGGUUUGGCACCUGUACAGAUGUACACGAUCAGCAUGUGGCAAAAGAAAGCAGCCUGCGCCAAGUCGAAAUUGAAAGCAACGAGAGAAAAUAUCGCUUACUGGCAGAGGCCAUCCCUCAGAUCGUAUUCACAUUCUCGCCUGGUGCUGGAUUGACUUAUACAAAUGGGAAAUGGAGUCAGUAUGCAGGCAAGUCCUUUGAACAAACUAUGGGUCUCGGUUUUAUGUCUGGUGUCCACCCCGAAGACCGUGCAAAACUUCAACUACCUGAUCUGCCUGCGUUGCCUAACAGAGCAGGUGUUUCAUGGCAGAGUGAGAUUCGUCUCUUGAGUGCGCAUGAAGAGUAUCGGUGGUUCCUGGUCAAAUGCGUCUCUGUGGAUGAGCUGGAGACAGGCGAUGUUCGCUGGUUUGGUACCUGCACUGAUAUCAAUGAUCACAAGCUGCUGGAGAAGAAGCUCAAGGAAGCUCAUGAUGCUGCUCAGCGGUCCACAGAAAGCAAGACGCGGUUCCUGUCCAACAUGUCGCAUGAAAUCCGUACGCCUCUGAUUGGUAUUACUGGCAUGCUCAACUUUCUGCUUGACACUGAGCUGACAGCCGAGCAGAUGGACUAUGUACACACGAUCCAACAAUCUGCUGAAUCUCUGUUGGUGGUGAUUAACGACAUUUUGGAUUUGAGUAAGGUGGAGGCUGGCAUGAUGAAAUUAGAAUGGGAGCCUUUCAGUCUGGUCACCAUGAUUGAAGAUGCGAAUGAACUGCUGUCCACGUUGGCUAUCCAGAAAGACUUGGAGUUGAGUUUCUGGGUGGACGACGAUGUGCCUGAUGUGGUGGUGGGCGAUCGCGUGCGUCUGAGACAGGUCAUGUUGAAUCUCAUUGGCAAUGCUAUCAAGUUUACUGCCGAAGGCGAAGUGUUUACCAAAUGCACAGUGCAGCGAUGCGACAAGGACGAAUCCGAACUGACCUUACUAUUCGAAGUGGUCGACACGGGUGCUGGUUUCGACGCCAUGGAAGAGUCUGUCAUGUUCAAGCCCUUUUCACAGGUGGAUAGUUCAAGCACACGAAAGCACGGUGGCAGUGGUCUUGGUUUGGUCAUCUCUCGUCAACUGAUUGAACUACAUGGUGGUGUUAUGAAAUGCCGCAGUCAAAAAGGAAAGGGCUCUACCUUCUUCUUUACGGUUAAGUUUGGCAUCCCCACCUCACAAACAAAGCCUCUGCCGCAAACACCUCAAAAUGAUAGCAACCAUGAUCCUUUCUUUAGAUCCAACGGAUAUGGAAACAACAAUACAGCCCAAGCCAUUGUGGAAUCCUCAGCCGACGAAAGGAACCUGUCGCCACUGCCAUUUGUAAAUAAGAACAGCACCCAAGACAAGCAACAACAUAUAUCCACCAUCAUGGCAUCCUCUUCUGACAAACAGAGUGAAUCUUCACCUGCUGAUAUUCUGCAAGAUGUCUUGAUGACCAAGGCUGCUUCCAUGCAGCUCAAGCCACCACCUAUCCGCAAUACCAACAUGGCUUCUACCACAGCAGUAGCAGCAGUGGCAGCAGCAGCCACAGCAGCCACCAACAUUGGUAACAAGGUCAUGCUCAACGCGCUACCACCCUUGUCUGGCGUCUCAUCCACGCUGCUAGAGAAUAGUGCUGCCAUAAACAGCAAGAGCAACAACACACCUACCCUGUCCCUAAUUGCCACGGAUAAUGCCAACAACCAACUGAAGCCUUGUGAGCCUCGUAUUCCUACUAUUGGCACUGGACCUGGCAGUCUGUCAACGUCGCCUGUGAUUCAACCGCCUCGCACACCAACGAGCGCAUCACCACUGCGAGCACUGAUUGUAUCGCAAUGGGAGCAUUCUCGUGAGUCUAUGGAAAAGCAUGUCAAAUCCAUCCUAGGCAGCAGUAUCAGCAACGACUGUGGCAUCAACUCGAAUAUCAAGCACUAUCAAGUAGACACACUGACAAACCAGAUUGAGGCUACUGAAUGGCUUACAGAUCCACAUACACCUGCCUACGACUACAUCAUGAUCAACCUGUCUUCUGAGCAACAGAUUCUAUCGCUGACAAGAGCCAUCUGCGGAUCAUUACAGCAGCAAAAGGCUAAUGUGUUGGUUGUUACUACGCCCAUGCAACGAUCGCUGAUCACAGAGAGCGCCAAGGGCCGUGAAGACCAAGUGAUUCCUCACACAUGUGGUUUUGUAUUCAAGCCUUUGAAGCGAACCAAGCUGCGGUGGUAUUUCGGUGUGCGCCAACAAGAGAUCAAACAUGGUAUUCAGCUAGACGGUACUUAUGGCCCCAACAGUAGCGCUGUGUCUACGCCCGAUACGCCGCAUAGAAGAGCAGCGAGCCAGAAAGAGAUUUUUAGACGCAUGGCUACUGAUGUGGGAGGCAAAGGAUUCCGAGUGUUGUUGGUGGAAGACAACUUGGUAAAUCAAAAGGUGCUGACCCGGUAUCUCACACGUGUUGGACUCAAUGUCGACAUUGCAGUGCAUGGUGGUGAGUGUAUAGAGCUAUUCCACAAGCAUCCCAAAGACUAUUACUGCCUGAUUUUGUGUGAUUUGUUUAUGCCUGUGAAAGACGGCUAUGAAACGACACGUGAAAUCCGGGAAUGGGAAAAGCAACAUCUAGCACCCAACGAGAAGCCCAAGCCGAUUGUAGCGCUUUCUGCCAACGUCAUGAGCGAUGUAGCCAACAAAUGCCUCGAAUGCGGCUUCUCCACCUACAUCUCAAAGCCUGUCAAUUUUGCUAUUCUCAGUGAUGUGAUUCGAGGUUAUUUGCUGGAUUAA
Mucor velutinosus is the source of this 5664-nucleotide messenger RNA. RefSeq lists its product as uncharacterized. The transcript has 6 exons. Lineage: Eukaryota; Fungi; Mucoromycota; Mucoromycetes; Mucorales; Mucoraceae. The coding region runs from base 1 to 5664 and encodes 1887 amino acids. Gene Ontology annotation, molecular function: protein binding; phosphorelay sensor kinase activity. The record is from RefSeq and is a predicted model, not a curated record. Gene Ontology annotation, biological process: phosphorylation; phosphorelay signal transduction system.